AUGUUAACUGGAGCAGCAGAUUCAGCUCGUAAUAUUUUAUAUAGAGCUCAACAAAAAGUACAAGAGACUACAGAAUCUUUUAGUCCACAACGUUGGUUCAGCUUCUUUAUUUGUAUUACCACGUCAUUCUUAUUUUUAUUUUUAUCAUUUUUAUUUUUGCCGAUGGUUGUAGUCUCACCUCAUAAAUUCGCUGUUCUGUUUACUCUUGGGUCUAUCUUCUUCAUGGCUAGUUUUGUAGUUAUGAAGGGUUUUCUUGGCUUUAUGAAAUAUUUAACACAACGUGAAAGACUACCAUUUUCAUUUAUUUAUUGUGCAAGUUUAGCAUUAACUCUUUAUGGUACAUUAGUUAUAAAGAGCUAUUUGCUAACUUCAUUAUUUUCAUUAAUUCAGAUUAUUGCAUUAGCUUCUUUCUUAGCAACAAAUUUUCCAGGUGGUUCUUCUAUGAUGACUUAUAUUGGUAACAAUAUACUAGGUAAUAUAAAACAAAAGUUAUCUUUCCAAAAAGAUUUACCACUUCCAAUUUAA
Molecule: messenger RNA, 525 nt
Organism: Cryptosporidium muris RN66
Lineage: Eukaryota; Apicomplexa; Conoidasida; Eucoccidiorida; Cryptosporidiidae
Exons: 1
Coding region: 1-525 (174 amino acids)
Biological process (GO): vesicle-mediated transport
Cellular component (GO): membrane
Source: RefSeq, a predicted model, not a curated record